Molecule: messenger RNA, 1045 nt
Organism: Dichomitus squalens LYAD-421 SS1
Lineage: Eukaryota; Fungi; Basidiomycota; Agaricomycetes; Polyporales; Polyporaceae
Product: N-terminal nucleophile aminohydrolase
Exons: 7
Coding region: 10-954 (314 amino acids)
Cellular component (GO): proteasome core complex
Molecular function (GO): threonine-type endopeptidase activity
Source: RefSeq, a predicted model, not a curated record
CCGACUACCAUGAACUCCUUCCUCACCCGUUAUUCUUCAACGUCCCCAGAGGCCGACAUCCGGAAGGCCAAGGAACUGUUUGGCGAGGACGGAGAUGUCUCCGACGUGAUGUGGGGCUCCGCGAGCGGCUUUGGUAACUUAGCGUCCGGUGUGCCUAUGUUCAAGCUCCCGUCCGUCCCAGACCCCACAUCCUUCCUUCGCAUGCACACAGAUGACCAUGCUGACCCUUCGUGCCGCAUCAAGAUCAAGCACGGUACGACUACGCUUGCGUUCCGGUUCCAGGGUGGUGUCAUAGUCGCGGUCGAUUCGAGGGCAACCGCGGGAAGCUACGUUGCUUCCGGCACCGUGAAGAAGGUUAUCGAGAUCAAUCCAUACCUGCUUGGAACGAUGGCCGGUGGCGCAGCCGACUGUCAAUACUGGGAAACAUAUCUUGGUAUCCAGUGCCGGCUGCACGAACUCCGCAACCGCGAGCGUAUUUCUGUUGCGGCCGCGAGCAAGUACCUCAGCAACCUAGUGUACAGCUACAAGGGAAUGGGCCUCAGUAUGGGUACAAUGAUCUGCGGUUGGGACAAGACGGGUCCUGCUAUCUUUUACGUCGACUCCGACGGAUCACGCCUAAAGGGCGACCUCUUCUCUGUCGGAUCCGGUAGUACGUUUGCGUACGGUGUACUCGAUCAGGGCUAUCGGUGGGAUUUGACCGACGCGGAGGCUCAAGAGCUCGGCCGGCGAAGCAUUUACGCUGCUGGCCACCGAGAUGCGUUCUCUGGCAACACCGUCAACCUGUACCACGUGAAGCAGGACGGCUGGCAAUUCAUCGGCAACUACGAUGUGUCGAAGCUGCACUACGAGGGCCCAGGAGACGUUCCGGGCGCUCCGGGUACCGGUUAUGGAUAUGAUCUGCGUGUGGCCGGACGCACCUCUUCCGAUGCACCACAAAGCGAAGGGCAGGCGUGAAUUGUUUGUUAGCAUGUACUGUAGUUCUGUUGCACUAGCCCUUCUGGACCCGAAUGAAUCCGAACAUGUUCGUGUGCACCAUAGAAGCGCC